Cervus elaphus (red deer) is the source of this 3113-nucleotide messenger RNA. It is a transcript of the gene PTBP1, whose product is annotated as polypyrimidine tract binding protein 1. The record is from RefSeq and is a predicted model, not a curated record. Gene Ontology annotation, biological process: regulation of RNA splicing; mRNA processing; regulation of cell differentiation. The transcript has 15 exons. Gene Ontology annotation, molecular function: mRNA binding. Lineage: Eukaryota; Metazoa; Chordata; Mammalia; Artiodactyla; Cervidae. Gene Ontology annotation, cellular component: nucleus. The coding region runs from base 123 to 1796 and encodes 557 amino acids.
GCGCGCGGGGGACGUGUUCGGGCGUCUCCGCCAUUUUGUGAGUCUAUAACUCGGAGCCGUUGGGUCGGUUCCUGCUAUUCCGGCGCCUCCACUCCGUCCCCCGCGGGUCUUCUGUGUGUGCAAUGGACGGCAUCGUCCCAGACAUAGCAGUUGGUACAAAGCGGGGAUCUGACGAGCUCUUCUCUGCCUGCGUCACUAACGGACCCUUUAUCAUGAGCGGCACCUCGGCGUCCACAGCAAAUGGAAAUGACAGCAAGAAGUUCAAGGGGGACAGCAGGAGUGCAGGCGUGCCCUCCAGGGUGAUCCACAUCCGCAAGCUGCCCGGCGACGUCACCGAAGGGGAGGUCAUUUCCCUGGGGCUGCCCUUCGGAAAGGUCACCAAUCUCCUGAUGCUGAAAGGGAAGAACCAGGCCUUCAUUGAGAUGCACACAGAAGAGGCCGCCAACACCAUGGUGAACUACUACACAUCGGUGACGCCUGUGCUGCGCGGCCAGCCCAUCUACAUCCAGUUCUCCAACCACAAGGAGCUCAAGACAGACAGCUCCCCUAACCAGGCGCGGGCCCAGGCAGCCCUGCAGGCUGUGAACUCAGUCCAGUCAGGAAACCUGGCCCUGGCAGCCUCGGCCGCGGCGGUGGAUGCAGGCAUGGCCAUGGCUGGCCAGAGCCCUGUGCUUAGGAUCAUCGUGGAGAACCUCUUCUACCCAGUGACCCUGGACGUGCUACACCAGAUCUUCUCCAAGUUUGGCACUGUUCUUAAGAUCAUUACCUUCACUAAGAACAACCAGUUCCAGGCAUUGCUGCAAUAUGCUGACCCCAUGAGCGCCCAGCACGCCAAGCUGUCACUGGACGGCCAGAACAUCUACAACGCGUGCUGCACACUGCGCAUCGACUUCUCCAAGCUCACCAGCCUCAACGUCAAGUACAACAACGACAAGAGCCGCGACUACACGCGCCCUGACCUGCCGUCCGGGGAUAGCCAGCCCUCGCUGGACCAGACCAUGGCUGCAGCCUUUGGUGCGCCUGGUAUAAUGUCAGCCUCUCCGUAUGCAGGAGCUGGUUUCCCUCCCACCUUUGCAAUUCCUCAAGCCGCAGGUCUCUCUGUCCCUAAUGUACAUGGGGCUUUGGCCCCUCUGGCUAUUCCGUCGGCGGCGGCAGCAGCAGCGGCAGCAGGCCGGAUCGCCAUCCCGGGCCUGGCGGGGGCAGGCAACUCUGUCCUGCUGGUCAGCAACCUCAACCCCGAGAGAGUCACACCCCAAAGCCUCUUUAUUCUUUUCGGCGUGUAUGGAGAUGUGCAGCGCGUGAAGGUCCUGUUCAACAAGAAGGAGAACGCCCUGGUGCAGAUGGCCGACGGGAGCCAGGCCCAGCUGGCCAUGAGCCACCUCAAUGGGCACAAGCUGCACGGAAAGCCAGUGCGCAUCACACUCUCUAAGCACCAGAGCGUGCAGCUGCCCCGCGAGGGCCAGGAGGACCAGGGCCUGACCAAGGACUAUGGAAACUCACCCCUGCACCGUUUCAAGAAGCCUGGCUCCAAGAACUUCCAGAACAUCUUCCCACCCUCGGCCACUCUGCACCUCUCCAACAUCCCGCCCUCCAUCUCUGAGGAUGACCUCAAGCUUCUCUUCUCCAGUAACGGCGGGAUCGUCAAAGGGUUCAAGUUCUUCCAGAAGGACCGCAAGAUGGCGCUGAUCCAGAUGGGCUCAGUGGAGGAGGCCAUCCAGGCGCUCAUCGACCUGCACAACCAUGACCUGGGUGAGAACCACCACCUGCGGGUGUCCUUCUCCAAGUCCACCAUCUAGGCCGCCACCCAGGACCAGCCUGCCGGGCAGCCGGCGACAACUUCCAUCAUUCCAGAUAAAAAGCCACUUUAAAAAGCAGCUGAAGUGACCUUAAAAGACCAGAGAUUUUAUUUUUUUAAAAGAGAAAUCAGUUUACCUGUUUUUAAAAGAAAUUAAAUCUAAUUCACUUGCUCACCUUGGGGAGGUGGGGUGCCAGCCUCAGGCUCUUGGUGACAGUGGACGGCACCACCCGCCCAGCCCCUGCCCGUGCCUUCUGCUGCCUGCAGGGCGGGCGCUCCUAAACCCCCACUCGGCUUUCUUGUGCCUUAAACCCGCUGCUCUGGCAGAGCUUGCGGGGUCAGCCUCCCCUGGGAUCAUGUGCCUGGUGUGGUGGGGGGCUGUGGCCGCCACCCAAUCCUUCAAUCAAGUGUGUGAUUCUCCCCCAGCCUUGGGGCCUCCCCGGACCCUUCCCUGUUGCUUCUUCAGCUUUGUUUUCACUGUAAUCUGUAUUAUGCUUCGAUGCAGCUGCAGACACCUGUGCCUAGCAAUAUUUCCAGUUGACCAAAUAUUCUAAUCUUUUUCAUUUAUAUGCAAAAGAAAUAGUUUUAAGUAACUUUUUAUAUAGCAAGAUGAUAAAAAUGGUAUGAGUGUAACCUAAACUUUUUCCUUGUGGUAUGACCUUGUAUACUGUACUUUUAUUUUAUUCCUUGUCAUUGAGUCGCAGGGCAGGAUCUAGUUUCCAGGGCAGACACAGCGGGGCCGGCAUCUGCCGCCCGAUGCCUUACACCUGACUGUCCUUUCUCCAAGGACAAGUGCUCUUCAACUUUCAGGGUUACUUUUUUUCCUGCAAAUUUUGGACCAAAGUUUUGUUUCUGUUAUUUUCCUGCCUCUAAUGCUGGGACCCCAGGAGGUGGGGCAGCAGCUCUCCCCUCCGGUCUUCAUGCCUCGUCCUGCACUCACGGGUCCAAGGGGUGCCCUAUACGCAGGCCUCUGCUGGCCGGCCCUCACUCGGGGCCUGGGCCUCAAGUUUCCAUGUCGGGGUGGAACAAGGGUGUAAAUAUUUAUAAUUUUUUAUACCUGUUGUAAGACGUGAGGGGCAGCAAAUGCGGUUUUUUAUGGUGACACAGAUGUAUAUUUUGAUAACAGCAAUUACAGGCUCAGUAUUGUAAGGAGCACGGCAGGCCCCGCCCGCUGCCGGCUUGUAAUGCAGAGAGAACUGAAUUAAAGCGAUUUUAUAACAACUCCUACCUUUUCUGUAGGCUCUUUUUUCCUGUCCACAUGUAGAAGGCGGUCUGGCCAGUCUGUACUGGACUCUGAAUAAACUCUCUGUAUCCUGCA